Molecule: messenger RNA, 1597 nt
Organism: Marchantia polymorpha subsp. ruderalis
Lineage: Eukaryota; Viridiplantae; Streptophyta; Marchantiopsida; Marchantiales; Marchantiaceae
Source: the annotation of a GenBank genome assembly
AUCAGAUGCCAAGGAAAAAGAAAUCGUUCAGACCAAAUUUCGGAAGUGCAGAGGAUAGAGUUCUGCAAAUGGUGAGUGAGGUUCGGAUCAGAUGACACGAGAGGAACGUGAGUAGUGCUGCGAAAUCAUGUGAAGACUCAGAGCUGGACUAAAGAAUUCUACCCCGUAUGAUCAAUCACGGUAUGCCACACCAUACCGUGAUUUCACAAGUCUCUUUGUGGUGUCCUGAACUGCCAUCGUCCUCCAUGUCCUCUUCCUUUAGACCCCAAGACUUGAACCUCUGUAUAUUUGAACUUCAUGAAAAAGCAAAGCAAAGUGGGUCAUGCCCCUUUUCUGGUCACUUCUACACGAACCUCUGAAGGUCGGGAGUGUUCUGACAGUUCAGGAGAAUACUAGACUCAUGUAGAUGAUGGUCCGUUCGUCCUGUCCUCUGAAGGGCUGGUGGCUAUAAAUUGCAUGCACUGCUUCGGGGUUUCAUCGAUCACUCUUCAGAGCAGCUUCUGUGAGCGAGCAGGCUGUCAGGCAGUCAGGGAAGCGAGGGAAGCAUUGGAUCGAGACGGUCGAAGUGCACUCGAUCGAAGGUUUUUUUCGAUCUAGUUGAGGUUUUUGCUUGCACACUCGAUCGAGGUCGGUGAGGUUUAUAGGACUCGGAGUGAACGAACGAUGGCGUUGAUUCCGCGGGCAUUCGGAACCAGCUUGUUCGACCCUUUCUUCGGGAGCAGUGUAUUCGACCCUGUCGAGAACCUGUCGUUGAGUCUUUUCGAUCGAGUCUUUUCCUCUUUCGAUGAAGAUGUGAGCGCAGUGGCCAAGACUCGGGUCGAUUGGCUGGAGACUCCCGAGGCCCAUGUCUUCAAAGCAGAUCUUCCUGGCAUGAGGAAGGAAGAGAUCAAAGUUCAAGUGGUGGACGAUGGAAUCUUGAGGAUAAGCGGCGAGCGCAACAAGGAGACAGUUGACGAAAAGCAUAACUACCGACGGACCGAACGCUCGUUUGGCAAAUUCUCUCGGCAGUUCAGGCUGCCAUCCAAUGCGAAAGCUCUAGAGAUUUCUGCCAAAGUGGAGAACGGUGUCUUGACAGUCACGGUCCCCAAGAUUGAAGAGUCCAAGAAGAAAUGUCAAGUCCGAAACGUAGAAAUCGACGGCUAGAGCUGAUUGUGGACCUAGUGAAGGGGCAAAUUUUUUAAACUUCUUACCUGGCUGCGCCGGGGAUGUUACUAGACAGAAAUAUCAGAAUGCUUAUGGGUGCCUCGAUGUUCGUGCUACGAGGCAUGACUUCAUCCGAGGAGUCAUUGGUCAGAUUCUUCAUAAAAGAGAGGUUUGCAGAUAGAAGUAAUUACGGGUCUCCAUGUGUUUCAGGACGUUCACCAGUCAGUCUCUUGGUAAGAGAAUUAUGUAUAGAAAGACGAGACCAGACCGGACUUGUAAGCUGAGUUUGAUUUUCUCAUGCACUUCCUUCGCCGUGCAAUUAGUGACGCUGUAUUUGUAGAUGCUAGUGGAGGCCUGAUGUCAUGUGCCUAAAGUCUCAAGAAUUGAUUUUUUGCUUUUGCAUUGUGCGGAUUAUCUGGAAACUUUGUGAGGAAAGAAGAAUGCUCUGAAGGCG